AUGCCUUCUUUUGGCAAAGAAUUUGAAUGCGCUGGUGCAGCUGGAGCAGCUGCUGGUGCCGCUGGGGCUGCUGCUGGAGCAGCGGGCGCUGCUGCUGGCGCCGCUGGUGCUGCCGCUGCUGGUGCUGCUGGCGCAAUCUCUCCGCCCUAA
Molecule: messenger RNA, 150 nt
Organism: Scutellospora calospora
Lineage: Eukaryota; Fungi; Glomeromycota; Glomeromycetes; Diversisporales; Gigasporaceae
Source: the annotation of a GenBank genome assembly